Messenger RNA from Macadamia integrifolia, 1341 nucleotides. RefSeq names its product adenylate kinase-like. Gene Ontology annotation, molecular function: AMP kinase activity. The record is from RefSeq and is a predicted model, not a curated record. The transcript is spliced from 5 exons. Lineage: Eukaryota; Viridiplantae; Streptophyta; Magnoliopsida; Proteales; Proteaceae. Gene Ontology annotation, cellular component: cytoplasm. Bases 513 to 1040 code for a protein of 175 amino acids.
UUGUAAAGGUUUUCACCCUUGUCUUGUCAAGGCAAAAGAAACCCUAAUGUCAGAGCAAAAUUUGAGGAAACAUUUAUAUUGGGUUUUUUUUUUUGCACACGUGCCCCUAUGAUUUGGCAUGCCCGUGUUUACCUUCCUAUUUUUUUGUUUUAUUUUUAUUUUUAUUUUUUUAUUAUGAAUUUUCAAACCCCGCAUUGUGUUUCACAAAUUCACAUAUUUAUAAAAGUGUAUAAAUAAUUUAUCUGUUACUGUAUCUCUGUCCUUGAUUUUGGGUGGUGGUUGUGUAUUUGGCAUUCCAUGUACGUUAAGUCACAAUCUUAGGGAUAUACAUAGUAGAAAGUGACUGGGGAUCUUAUAGUUGUUUUUGAAAGUUAGCUGGAGAAAUGUAUAGACUUUUGUAAAAAACUACUGUUAAUUUGAGUCAUAUUUGUAAUGCUUAUGAUGGUCUUUGGUAGUUUUAUUGAUCGACUAAUCUAUGCUGCCUACAUUCAUCCCGUUCUUACAUAUAUCCUAUGUUGGUGUCUCUUAUGUUCAUUUGGGAUCUGCUUCUAUACAUAUUGCAAAUGCAUGAUGUCUUUAAUAUUGUGGAUGCAGAACAUGCUGACCACCAUCAUCACACUCAUGAUCCUGGGGUUUCUUCCGUCAGCAUAGUUUGUGAAGGCAAUUUAGAUCUCGAUAAGGCCAAUAUGUGGUUGGGUACACUAUUGUUGGAGCGAAGUGAUGAUAUAUAUAGAACGAAAGGUCUCCUAUCUGUUGAGGGUAUGAAUGAGAGAUUCGUCUUUCAAGUGAGGUAUACAUCACAUUACAUUGUACACUCAUCCCUUCAUCCCCUGCUAGGUGAGGUUCCUGAUGAAAUUCUAAUCGACAGAUGUGUCGGAAGGAGGCUUGAUCCGGUAACUGGGAAAAUUUACCAUCUUAAAAAUUUCCCUCCAGAGUCAGAUGAAAUAAGAGCAAGACUUAUAACACGGUCUGAUGACACUGCCGAAAAGCCAAAUAGUGUUGAAUAUAAUGUGAACUGGGACUAUUGUGGUGUCUAUUGAUGUCAAAUAAACUGAUGCUUCUAAAAUAUUAUGAGCCCAUAAUUUCUUCAAACUUUGUGAAAGUUUUAAAGAAAAGAUCAUGCUUAGGCCAAGGUAUUGUGUAUUUUCUCUCUUUUCGGAUGAUCUGAUGUAGUGGGAACUACUAUUGGAUAUGGAUAUUGUAUAUGGUGGAUCAUCCCAAUUUCCAUGAAAUUUUUUCUAGCUGGUUAUUUUUGUUCCAGAAUUGUAUAAAUAUUACACUUUUAAAUUAUUGGAUCAGAGGAGUAAUAUGUGAUUCAGCUGCGUUCUUUGCUUGGUACAA